Messenger RNA from Sodiomyces alkalinus F11, 516 nucleotides. RefSeq lists its product as hypothetical. The transcript has 8 exons. NCBI's taxonomy places the organism in Eukaryota, Fungi, Ascomycota, Sordariomycetes, Glomerellales, Plectosphaerellaceae. The coding region runs from base 1 to 516 and encodes 171 amino acids. The record is from RefSeq and is a predicted model, not a curated record.
AUGGCAAGAAGGCCCCGAGUACAAAAUGUCUGCCUCUUCAUCGUCCUUAAACUGCCACUUGAGGUCUGGGUACCCAGCAUCCGUAUAGAGGCCUCUUUGGCGAUUUCCCUGGCCUUUCACGAGCAAGAAUGCCAAAGCAUGGACGAGAUGGACGUGGACUUGGAUCGGAACACCAUUGGCUCCAUAGAUUCAUAUGCCCCUCAAGACCGCGCGGGAGGCGGCGGACGUGCCUCGGUUGACGAGCUAUAUUCGGUCGUUGGAGACUGCGGGGCAGACCAUCUCGUCGGGGAUCAGUUCGACGAAGACGCCGGGGUCGCCGCGCCGAGCUAUUCCGCCUGCUAUUCCGAAUAUUGCGCCUUCAAGGAGGUUGCGAGACAUCAGAGUAGAGAAGUGGUGAGCCUCGAGAGCUUCUCAAUGAGAAUCCAGAGAUGGGAGAAAGGCAGAGACCAAAGGAAGAAUCCAUCUAUGGAGACAAAGCAGCUACAAUGUCUGGCGGCGACGGACCUGCGGAUUUGA